This is a messenger RNA of Parasteatoda tepidariorum (common house spider), 2792 nucleotides long. RefSeq lists its product as uncharacterized. Gene Ontology annotation, biological process: microtubule anchoring. The record is from RefSeq and is a predicted model, not a curated record. NCBI's taxonomy places the organism in Eukaryota, Metazoa, Arthropoda, Arachnida, Araneae, Theridiidae. Gene Ontology annotation, cellular component: centrosome.
AGCUUGACUCAAAAUAAUUGGAAGCUGUGUUCCUCUACGAACUUUAAAUAACUCGUAUUAAUUAAUGCAGAUUCCAAUUGAAACUAUUAUCUUUAGAAAAGAUUUAUCAAAAGCAAUAAUGUUUGCUGAAGGUGAAUUACGAGACUUAGUUGUUCAAAAUUUAGAAUCGUGCGGAUUUUUGAAUAAAAUUAAGGCUGAGCUACGAGCUGGGGUAUUUCUUGCUUUGUCUGAAGAAGAAAGUUUUAAAAAAAAGAUUCCUUUGUUUAACAAGCAACUUGAAAACUUCUUAAAUACGGAUGAAGGGAAACUUGCUGUAUCAGUUGUGCGUGAGUUCUUAGAAUAUUUCAACCUCAGUUUCACUUUGUCAGUGUUUGAUCCAGAGGUCUCUAGUUCUACUGCCAGUCGAAAAAGCUUAUGCGAAGAUCUUAAUUUAAAGGAAACGGAAUUUGACGGACCCAUUUUGUCAGCUCUGUUAAAAACGCAUGGCUCUUCAAAAUUUGUUAGUUCUAAAAAUAAUGAAGACAAUGUUAAAAAAUUUCAAGAUUUAAUGGAUAAGAGUUCUGUUAGUGAUAAGCUUAAUGAGAAAAAUACUCUAAAUAGCUUUCAAAAAAGUACGAAGCAGACGAAAGAUAUUUCUCUAGAGAGCAGUGAAACCAAUAAAAACAGCAACACUUCAUUUUCUGUGAACAAUGUGGGAAAUAACAGAAAUUUUUUUGAUUUUAGUAAGCCUGAAGAGAAAGACAUAUUUAAAGAUCAGUCUAUUGAUAAUUUUUUUGAUGAUCCUGUACCCUCUGAAAAGUCGAACAUUUUUAUGGGUAGUUCAUUAAAAGAACCAAAAUCACUUUCUUCUACUUUAUUAGCCUCUGAGAAAGAAAGUCUUAGUGCUCUAAGUAAGCAGAAAAUACUUUCUUCGACUUUUUUUACAUCUGAAAAAGGUAGCGCAUUAAAUGAUGAGAUAAAAGUCUCUUCUUUUUUAACAUCCGAGAAAGAUAGCGUACUGCAGGAUCAGAAAAGGAUAUCUUCUACUUUAUCGUUAUCUGAUAAAGGAAGCUUAUCGUCGCUGAGAGAUUUGCCUUCUUUGAUGAAGCAGGAUAAGAGUAAAAAUAAAGAAUUGCAGGAAAUAACUGAUAUUGGCCACGUUGAUAAAGACGAUUUUGCAAAGAAAGAUAUAGAUCCUGAAUCAUCUGAAGAGAUUGACCGACAGAUGAAUUCUGAGGAAAGUAUUGAAGAGGAAAUUGAGGAAGAAUUUUCUGCCGGAUUAGAUGAUUUGUUAAAUAGUAGUCUAUCUUUAGGAGAUGAUGCUACUUCUGACCAGACAGUGUCACAAGCUAGUGUUGUUGAUGGAGUUGAUCACAUUGAGACUUGCAACACUGUAAAUUAAAUGUGAAAUUAUUUACAUAAAUUUGUUUUGUAAAGUAUCAAAAAUACCAGGGGCGCAGACAAUUUUCAGACCAUAAUAUUUCCCCAGAAUGCGGAUUUAUUGGUUUGAAAUUUCUCCCAAAUUUAUAGCGCUUUUUUUUAGUUAAAAUGUUUUCUUAAUAUAUUAUUAGAAGAAAAUGUUUUGAUAGUAUUUAUUCCUUUAACAAGGAAAAAACAAAUUAUUUUAUACAGUUCUUGAAUAAACUGGCAUCUGUGUUAAAAAUAAUAAAAAUCAAAAUAUAUUAAAAUGGUAAUAAUUUAUAAAACUAAAUUUAAAGCCCUACUUAUAAUUGUAAAAAAUUUGAACUAAUAAAUAAGCAAAUUGUAACAUUCUUUUUUUAUAUAUAAGGAAAAAAUUGUAUAGCAUUUUUUUCUUUCUCAUUUGACCUAAAGUUUCUUCCAGGCUGCUUUUAUUUUCUCUAAACUUCGUUUACGUGAUGAUCUGACAUAUUCUGCACCCUUGCUAAAAACAUGAAAAUUGUCGAACAUCUCUAUUCAUAACACAGUUUUCUCGCUAAGUAUUUUUAUAAAAGUGGCCCACGAUACCUGCCUUUUUAUUAAGGCUAAUAUACCCACCUUGUCCUUUUCAUGAAAGUACUACCCCUUUUUUUCAGAAAAGAAUCCUUUUUUUAUAAAGUUAUUAAAAAGUGCAACAUGUUUUGUUUAGUAAUACAUUUUGGGACUUGUUUAAUAUUUUGAUAAGUCACAUCUUUAAAAUAUUUCUCGUUUACCUUUAGAUUUUUGAUAUGCACAUGUUUUGAGCUAUUUACCUGUUUUCAUACUUUUCAAGCACCCUGUAUAUUAAAACUUGACAUAAUAUUUUAGACAUUUAAGUGCUACCUAAUUUUCUUAUUGUUGUUUUGAUAAUAUUACAUCUUGUUGCAGCAACAUAGAAUAUCAUUUUUUGUUGCACUUAUCUAUUAGAGAAAUAACUUAAGUGAUUUAGUGAAUAACAAAUGUUUGUAAUCAUUCAACAAUUUUUUAAAAAAUAAGCAAAUUCGAGCAGUUAUAAAUAAAAAGAAAGAAGAAAUCAGAAUUCUGGAUUCAAAAAAGAAGAAUAUGUAAUUUUUUUCAAUAUAUAUAUAUAUAUAUUCUAUUGUGUGUAUAUGAAAAAAAUAUUUUUUAGAUAAAAAUUUUUUCUUUCUGUCAUUUAAUUUUAUAAUUGUUAAAAAGUGACAGUUUUUUUAAAUAUCUUCUAUGUAAAUAUAUAUAUUAUAAUGUGUAUAAAAAUUCAGAUAAUUCUUUCUUCCAGGAUGCAAAUUAAUCAGGAUUAAUUUUUUUGAUUUUAUUUAUUAUUUUAUUUUGCUGUUUCUCUGUAAUUAAUAAUAUAUUUUUAUUUCAUUUUCAAUAAAUGUAUUCAUAUUUUUGUGUUA